AUGGCAGCACGCAAUCGCAACAAUCGUUGGAGCAAGGCCGAGGAGGAUCGGCUCUUGAACUUGUGGGCGAAAGAAAAGAAAGACGUUACGUACUCGGAGUUUGCUGAGCGGUCCCAGUCCAAAUUUCCUACCCGGUCCCAAAGAGCCAUUGCAGGCAAGCUGGGCAAGAUUUUCACUGAUACAGGGUGGGAAAAAGCUCGGCGUACCCUUAAAGGCAAAAUGCUGGAGAAAUAUUAUAAGGUUCGGCGACAGAAGGUACCACUCACUUCUGCUUCUUGUACUGGCUUUCGCCGUACUCGUGCUCAAACUCGUGCUUCUGCUGCGCCAGAUGCAGAGGAUGAGACGGAGGACGAGACGGAGGACGAGACAGAAGAUGAGGCGGAGAAUACGGCGGACAACGGGACGGAGAAUAAUAUCGAGGAAGAUAUGCAGAAUGUCGCGCAUGAUGCAGAGCCUACGUUGGAGCCUCCUUCGGAGUCUGCGUCAGAAUUUCGCUCGGAGCCGGCUUCGGAGAGUCCUCUUCAACUUCUCCCUGCUCCAGCUUCUGAACAAAGCAGUCCCCGCACCUUCACUCGCUCCACAACCCUUCCUGGAAGAAGCCGUGAGACGACCAAUAACGGCCGGCGUCUUCGUCAGAACAGACGCCGUGCAGUUGACCCACUGUAUGCUCAGUCCACCUCAAGCAGUACGCCCGAUGGGGAGGUCGCACCAGAUGUGGAAGUGGAGGCACUCCAGGAGAGUCAAGCCCCAGCGUAUCCGCAGCAAAGGCAGCCUCUAUCCGAUAUCAGCACCUCAUCGAGCUUCAACGAGACCGCAGUACCACGACACGAGACUGGAACCACUGUAAAAACACCUAGCCGGCUCUCCGCAGCUCGACAGACCACAUCAGUACGUGCUGCAGCGACCGGGCUUUUUCCAACCCUUCUCUCGAAGGUUACCAGUGUGUUUGGCAGAUCUCUCGCCCAUACAGGAGACCCGCACCCGGACCAGGAGAACAUUUCUCCCCGCCCCGCCUCUUCGCAAUCUCCUGUUCAGCCUGAACCUGAUCUUCAAACUCCUGCCUCAACCGAACCCCCAGAGGACGCCGAGAAUCUCCCAGACGCUCCCGGCCCCAUCCCGGGUGAGAUCCGCCAGCGCUCGACCGACCUCGCUAUCAAGCUCGAGGAGCUCCAAACUGAUAUUUCCCACAUACCGACUUACGCAACCAAAGCCGACCUUCUCUGGGAGACCAAGAAAUUAGAUUCGAAAAUCGAGCACGUGAAGACGUUUCAUAGUAUUCGACAGGACAAGUUAACGGAAUUCGUCCUAGAAGAGGUAGGAAGGCCACGCGAAUGCUCAAGCAACGAGGAAAAAAUGCGCGAGUUUGCCGAUAAGAUCGAACAUUUCGAGAAAAUACUUGGAGCUUUGGUGGAGGGGAAUACAAACAAGGCGAAAGAGAGAUUGCAUAAGGUAACGAAGAAAUACAAGAACUGA
This is a messenger RNA of Aspergillus mulundensis, 1473 nucleotides long. RefSeq lists its product as uncharacterized. The coding region runs from base 1 to 1473 and encodes 490 amino acids. The transcript has 3 exons. Lineage: Eukaryota; Fungi; Ascomycota; Eurotiomycetes; Eurotiales; Aspergillaceae. The record is from RefSeq and is a predicted model, not a curated record.